AUGCUUGUUUUUGAUCAUGGGUAUGGACAGGAUGCUGAAGAUUUAUAUGAAGACAUUGCUGCAAACACUACACCACAGCAACGUCAAACGUCUCCUCUUCAAAAACAGUCAUUGCCUCCACCAUCAACUCCUGCACCUCCUCCACCAGGAUCACCACCACCACCACCACCACCAGAUAUGGAAGAUUUGGAAUGCUAUGAUGACGUCUCAGUCGGUGGACACCUCGUGGAGGAAGAUCUGUAUGAGGAACUCGAUGCGUAGUUGUUGUUGGAUGGAAAGUGAUCCACAUGAAUAGAUUAAUUCGAUUAAGA
Messenger RNA from Corticium candelabrum, 311 nucleotides. RefSeq names its product shootin-1-like. Lineage: Eukaryota; Metazoa; Porifera; Homoscleromorpha; Homosclerophorida; Plakinidae. Bases 1 to 261 code for a protein of 86 amino acids. The transcript has 4 exons. The record is from RefSeq and is a predicted model, not a curated record.